Molecule: messenger RNA, 4524 nt
Organism: Tupaia belangeri chinensis (Chinese tree shrew)
Lineage: Eukaryota; Metazoa; Chordata; Mammalia; Scandentia; Tupaiidae
Gene: CPSF1
Product: cleavage and polyadenylation specific factor 1
Exons: 37
Coding region: 85-4434 (1449 amino acids)
Cellular component (GO): nucleus
Molecular function (GO): protein binding; nucleic acid binding
Source: RefSeq, a predicted model, not a curated record
UGGCGGCAAGCGAGGCGGUGCGGCUGUCCCGCGCGCGGCCCCACUCCUCCUGCGUGGUCGGUCCCGCGCGGCGGGCUGGGCGCCAUGUAUGCCGUGUACAAGCAGGCGCACCCGCCCACCGGCCUGGAGUUCGCCAUGUACUGCAACUUCUUCAACAACAGCGAGCGCAACCUCGUGGUGGCCGGCACCUCGCAGCUCUACGUGUAUCGCCUCAACCGCGACGCCGAGGCUCUGACCAAGAAUGACAGGAGCACAGAGGGGAAAGCCCACCGGGAGAAGCUGGAGCUGGUGGCUUCCUUCUCCUUCUUUGGCAACGUCAUGUCCAUGGCCAGCGUGCAGCUGGCGGGGGCCAAGAGGGACGCGUUACUGCUCAGCUUCAAGGACGCCAAGUUGUCAGUGGUGGAGUACGACCCGGGCACCCAUGACCUGAAGACCCUGUCCCUGCACUACUUCGAGGAGCCGGAGCUUCGGGACGGCUUCGUGCAGAAUGUGCACACACCACGAGUGCGGGUGGACCCCGACGGGCGCUGCGCCGCCAUGCUCAUCUAUGGCACCCGGCUGGUGGUCCUGCCCUUCCGCAGGGAGAGCCUUGCUGAGGAGCACGAGGGGCUCGUCGGGGAGGGGCAGAGAUCCAGCUUCCUGCCCAGCUACAUCAUCGACGUGCGUGCCCUGGACGAAAAGCUGCUCAACAUUGUGGACCUGCAGUUCCUGCAUGGCUACUACGAGCCCACCCUGCUCAUCCUGUUUGAGCCCAACCAGACCUGGCCGGGGCGGGUAGCCGUGAGGCAGGACACGUGCUCCAUCGUGGCCAUCUCGCUGAACAUCACGCAGAGGGUCCACCCGGUCAUCUGGUCCCUCACCAGCCUGCCCUUCGACUGCACCCAGGCCCUGGCCGUGCCCAAGCCCAUAGGUGGGGUGGUGGUCUUUGCUGUCAACUCGCUGCUGUACCUGAACCAGAGUGUCCCUCCUUACGGCGUCGCACUCAACAGCCUGACUGCGGGCACCACAGCCUUCCCCCUGCGCACUCAGGAUGGUGUGCGGCUCACCCUGGACUGUGCUCAUGCUGCCUUCAUCUCCUACGACAAGAUGGUCAUCUCCCUCAAGGGAGGCGAAAUCUACGUGCUGACCCUGGUAACCGACGGCAUGCGCAGCGUCCGAGCCUUCCACUUCGACAAGGCAGCCGCCAGCGUCCUCACCACCAGCAUGGUCACCAUGGAGCCUGGCUACCUGUUCCUGGGCUCUCGCCUGGGCAAUUCCCUCCUCCUCAAGUACACGGAGAAGCUGCAGGAGCCCCCGGCCAGUGCGGUCCGCGAAGCUGCUGACAAGGAGGAGCCUCCCUCGAAGAAGAAGCGAGUGGACCCCACAGGAGGCUGGUCAGGGAGCUCGACGGUGCCGCAGGAUGAGGUGGACGAGAUCGAAGUGUAUGGCAGCGAGGCCCAGUCGGGCACGCAGCUGGCCACCUACUCCUUUGAGGUGUGUGACAGCAUCCUCAACAUCGGACCCUGUGCCAAUGCAGCCAUGGGCGAGCCGGCCUUCCUCUCGGAAGAGUUCCAGAACAGCCCUGAGCCAGACCUGGAGAUCGUGGUGUGCUCUGGCUACGGGAAGAAUGGCGCCCUGUCGGUCCUGCAGAAGAGCAUCCGGCCCCAGGUCGUGACGACCUUUGAACUUCCUGGCUGCUAUGACAUGUGGACAGUCAUCGCCCCUGUGCGUAAGGACGAGGAGGAGACCCCCAAGGCAGAAGGCACAGAGCAGCCCAGGGCUGCCGAGGCAGAGGAUGGCGUGCGCAGACAUGGGUUCCUCAUUCUGAGCCGGGAGGACUCGACCAUGAUCUUGCAGACCGGGCAGGAGAUCAUGGAGCUGGAUACCAGUGGCUUUGCCACCCAGGGCCCCACUGUCUUCGCGGGGAACAUUGGGGACAACCGGUAUAUUGUCCAAGUGUCCCCAUUGGGUAUCCGCCUACUGGAAGGAGUAAACCAGCUGCAUUUCAUCCCGGUGGACCUGGGAGCGCCCAUUGUGCAGUGUGCUGUGGCUGACCCCUAUGUGGUCAUCAUGAGUGCCGAAGGCCACGUCACCAUGUUCCUCCUCAAGAGUGACACGUACGGUGGCCGCCACCAUCGCCUGGCACUGCACAAGCCCCCCCUACAUCAUCAGUCCAAGGUGAUCACGCUCUGCCUGUACCGUGACGUCAGUGGGAUGUUCACCACUGAGAGCCGCCUAGGAGGGGCCCGCGAUGAGCCGGGGGCCCGUGGCAGCUGCGAGGUGGAGGGCCUGGGUGCAGAGACCAGAGAGGGCCCUGACGUGCCGCCCCGCAGCCCCACGGUGGAUGAUGAGGAGGAGAUGCUGUACGGGGACUCGGGCUCCCUCUUCAGCCCCAGCAAGGAGGAGACCCGGAGGAGCAGCCAGCCCCCGGCUGACCGGGACCCUGCACCCUUCCGAGCAGAACCUACCCACUGGUGCCUGCUGGUGCGGGAGAACGGAACCAUGGAGAUGUACCAGCUGCCCGACUGGCGACUGGUGUUCCUGGUGAAGAACUUCCCCGUGGGGCAGCGGGUCCUGGUGGACAGCUCCUUUGGACAGCCAGCCACACAGGCUGAGGCCCGCAAGGAGGAGGCCACGCGCCAAGGGGAGCUGCCCCUUGUCAAGGAGGUGCUGUUGGUGGCACUGGGGAGCCGGCAGAGCAGGCCCUACCUGCUGGUGCACGUGGACCAGGAGCUGCUCCUCUACGAGGCCUUUCCCCACGACUCACAACUCGGCCAGGGCAACCUCAAAGUCCGCUUCAAGAAGGUUCCCCACAACAUCAAUUUCCGUGAGAAGAAACUGAAACCAUCAAAGAAGAAGGCGGAGGGUGGAAGCACCGAAGAGGGGGCCGGGGCCCGGGGCCGUGUGGCUCGUUUCCGCUACUUUGAGGACAUUUAUGGCUACUCAGGGGUGUUCAUCUGUGGGCCCUCACCCCACUGGCUCUUGGUGACUGGCCGGGGGGCACUGCGGCUGCACCCCAUGGGCAUUGACGGCCCCAUCGACUCCUUUGCCCCAUUCCACAAUGUCAACUGCCCCCGGGGCUUCCUGUACUUCAACAGACAGGGUGAGCUGCGGAUCAGCGUCCUGCCCGCCUACUUGUCCUACGAUGCCCCGUGGCCUGUCAGGAAGAUCCCUCUGCGCUGCACCGCCCACUAUGUGGCUUACCAUGUGGAGUCCAAGGUGUACGCGGUUGCCACCAGCACCAACGCGCCAUGCACCCGCAUCCCACGCAUGACGGGCGAGGAGAAAGAGUUUGAGACCAUCGAGAGAGAUGACCGGUACAUCCACCCCCAGCAGGAGGCCUUCUCCAUCCAGCUCAUCUCCCCGGUCAGCUGGGAGGCCAUCCCCAACGCCAGGAUUGAACUGGAGGAGUGGGAACACGUGACAUGCAUGAAGACCGUGUCACUGCGUAGUGAGGAGACCGUGUCGGGCCUCAAGGGCUACGUAGCUGCAGGGACCUGCCUCAUGCAGGGGGAGGAGGUCACCUGCCGUGGGCGGAUCCUCAUCAUGGAUGUGAUCGAGGUGGUGCCGGAGCCCGGCCAGCCCCUCACUAAGAACAAGUUCAAGGUCCUCUACGAGAAGGAGCAGAAGGGGCCUGUGACCGCCCUGUGUCACUGCAAUGGCCACCUGGUGUCGGCCAUCGGCCAGAAGAUCUUCCUGUGGAGCCUGCGGGCCAGCGAGCUGACCGGGAUGGCCUUCAUCGACACCCAGCUGUACAUCCACCAGAUGAUCAGCGUCAAGAACUUCAUCCUGGCAGCCGACGUCAUGAAGAGCAUCUCGCUGCUGCGGUACCAGGAGGAGAGCAAGACGCUGAGCCUGGUGUCCCGGGACGCCAAGCCCCUGGAGGUAUACAGUGUGGACUUCAUGGUGGACAACGCCCAGCUGGGCUUUCUGGUGUCCGACCGCGACCGCAACCUCAUGGUGUACAUGUACCUCCCUGAAGCCAAGGAGAGUUUCGGGGGCCUGCUCCUGCUGCGCAGAGCAGACUUCCACUUGGGGGCCCAUGUCAACACCUUCUGGAGGACCCCAUGCAGGGGUGCCGUGGAGGGGCCCAGCAAGAAGUCCGUGGUGUGGGAGAACAAGCACAUCACAUGGUUCGCCACGCUGGACGGCGGCAUCGGGCUGCUGCUGCCCAUGCAGGAGAAGACCUACCGGCGGCUGCUGAUGCUACAGAACGCCCUCACCACUAUGCUGCCCCACCACGCCGGCCUCAACCCACGCGCCUUCAGAAUGCUGCACGUGGACAGGCGCACCCUGCAGAACGCCGUGCGCAACGUCCUGGACGGCGAGCUGCUCAGCCGCUACCUGUACCUCAGCACUAUGGAGCGCAGCGAGCUGGCCAAGAAGAUCGGCACGACGCCAGACAUCAUCCUGGACGACUUGCUGGAGACAGACCGUGUCACUGCCCACUUCUAAAGCCCCGGAGACUGCUGCUGCCCCAUCACUGCCCUCACCCCGCUGCCUCCCACCCCUUUUGUACAAAAUACAAGAGAAAGAUUUGUUUGA